CCCACAGGGAAAGGGGGCGAACGAGAACGACCCGGGUGGACGGUGGCUGCUUGUGGACAGACGCAGCAAGAAGCUUAGCAGUGCUGAUGCAUCAUGUACAAAGUGGGGGUCUUUCGUGUGGGACUUGGUGUAAUCUUGGGAACAGCUGCAGGAAUUGGUCUGUUCUACUACUUUUACAAACAAAAGAGAAAAAAGCCCUGGUGGAGAGGCAACUCCCGAUCUCCAAAUUUAUGGAGUCAACAGAAUGCUCUAGAUGGUCAGGAACACACAGAAGUUGUGCAGCCUUAUAAUCAGGUUCCAUGGAUGAGGCCAGGACCAGUGGAGGGUGGUGAUAGCAUUCCAUAUACAACCCUUCUAGUGCGUGAAGAGCAAGUUGAAGUGUUGAACCGUCUGGACUUUGUGUGCAAAAGCCUUAUAGAGCUGCGACAUGAAGUAGAAGAGCUGCGGAAUAGUCUGCAGAGUUUAGCUGGAGAGAUCAUUGGAGAAGUCAGGUCUCAUAUAGAAGAAAGCCAGAAGGUUAUUCGACGGAAGCGUUUUGUAUAUCCCAGAGAAAGAAGCGAUUCUACAGGAUCCAGCUCCAUAUAUUUCACAUCCAGUUCAAGAACAGCCAACACUAAUGAUGCUGAAAGUGAGGGAGGUUAUACCACAGCCAAUGCAGAGUCUGAUUAUGAUCGGGAGUCUGAUAAAGAGAGUGAGGAGGGGGAAGAUGAAAUCAGUUGUGAGACAGUGAGGACUUCAAGGAGGGAUUCUCUGGACCUUGUAAAUGAGGAUGAAACUACAUUGACCUUGGACCCAGCUGCAGAGCAAGAGCUUAGUCAAUUGCUGCAACAAGCGGAUCAGUUGCACAGCAGGAGUGACCAGGAGAAGAGGGAAGGAUUCCAACUGCUGCUUAACAAUAAACUAGUGUAUGGUGACAAGCAGGAUUUCCUUUGGCGUCUGUCCCGAGCAUAUAGUGAUAUGUAUGAAACCACAGAAGAUGCAGAUGAGAAGAAGUCCUAUGCUUCUGAUGGCAAAGAAGUGAUGGAGACAGCUCUGCAGUUGGAAGAUCAAAGUGCUGACUGUCACCAGUGGUAUGCUGUUCUCUGUGGUCAGUUCUCAGAACAUGAAAGUAUACAAAAACGCAUCCAAGCAGGUCAUGUUUUUAAGAAACAUGUAGACAAAGCAAUAGCUCUGAAACCAGAUGACCCCAAAUCUUACUAUCUCUUGGGCCGGUGGUGUUACCAGGUCUCUCACCUGGGAUGGUUGGAAAGGAAAACUGCUUCGGCUUUGUAUGAAGAACCUCCUACAGCCAGUGUCCAGGAUGCGCUGCAGAACUUCUUAAAGGCUGAAGACUUGAGCUCUGGUUUUUCAAAAAUGGGAAGAGUGUACAUUGCCAAGUGCUACAGGGAACUGGGGGAUAACUCUGCAGCUGCUCACUGGCUGAGUUUGGCUUCAGAACUGCCGGUUAUCACAAAAGAGGAUGCAGAAGGCAACAGAGAAAUAGAAGAGAUGCAAGCAAUUUCUGAAGACUAAGCAAGUUUAAAUUCCCCAUCCUGUAUAACAGUUGUGUAUGAGCAGUGACAAUUCCAUUGUAAACUAUUUCACAAUCAUGAUUACCAUCAGCGGGCUUCAUGAACAAGCCACAGAAUGCAAAAAGCAAACCACAGUUUCAGCAGUCCUUUCUCAAAGAUUUCAGCUGGCAAUACCAUAAUGGUUAAAGAAAUGUAAUCCGGCUCUUCUCCCUUGUUAAAUUAGAUGGUCUGCUUAACUCCUAUGCUUAACUGUUUUCAAAACAGAAGCUACCAGGUUGAUUAGUAUUCUUUUCAUGCUUGUAUUUUGAGUUUUGCAUAAUCACCAGUCAGACACUUACAGAACAGAUUAACUACAUCUCUUCCUAUAAUGAGAUGGAGCCAACAUGCUAUUUCAUAUGUUGAUCCUGUGUUCAUAAAGUGUUAUAAAUUAUUCUUGGGGAAAAGGGUGGUGCUAGAUAUGUAUUAUUCUUCCACAUCACAAGAUCUCACAUUUUUUUAUUUUAUUUUCAGGUCAAAGCAGAACUGGGGAGAUUUUUUUUGAAGUGCCCACACCCCAUACCAUUUCUCAUUUAAAAUCUCCCCCUAGUUACAUGUUAGGUACAUAUAAUACCAGUACGUUGUCUCCUACAGGGCAAAUAGCAGCUGGGUUGGGUUGGAGGUAGGGGGUUAAAUUAAGAAAAUUGUUGGGGGAAAGCCUUAAACUUCCCCUCUCCCAGCACUGCAGCCCCAAGCCAAAUCUCCUCCAUGACUGCUUUGAUUUUAAAAAAUGAGAGAUGUUGCUGAUGAAUGUGGUGUUUUAUCUAAUUUAAAUUGAACACAUGAGAUAAAUUGUGGAUAUUUUGGCAAAUUGGUUUUCUUUACUGCUUAAUCAGUGGACAUGCAGCACCCUGUUUUCUGACUGCUAAAACUGUUCAUUGGCUCUGUGUGCAGCACUCUGUACAUAAUGAUGUAUCAACAAUUCAUGAGUUUCGCCCACUUGCUGCUGCUGCUUUCUAUCCAAAUUACAAAAUAGUCCAGGAAUACCCCAUUCCCAGGUUGUUUCCAUGAUAUGCAAACCCAGACAUUUGGGUUGCGUAUUGCGAAACAACCUAGAGUUUUAACCCAUGUUUUGUUAUUGUGUUAAAAUUCUGGGUUGUUUCUCCCUGGACAAAUUAAAGUUCCAGGUUUGCACAUGACAAAAACAACCUAGGAACAGGGCUGUUUUGUAAUCUGGAUACAAAGUGGCAGUGGAUGUGAGGCAGCUGUUUGUCCUUGUGUGCCCCCAUCAAUUCAUGGAUUAAGCAGCCCACGAAUUGUCUUCACAUGUGAACCAGGUCAAAUGUCUGAUUCAAAUAUCUGUAAACACCACAAAGAGGGAAAUGGUAACAUCUACUAUGCAUGGUAGAUAAUACUCACUGUCUCUUUUUGUUCAAGAUGAUGGGGGUACUGUCUCUUUGAACUAUGCUCAUGGUUACUAUCCAUAUGGAGAUUGACAACAUGGCAUUAAGAGUACAAAUUCAAACAUUAAUAAUAAUAAAAAAAUAGUUCUCCUUCACUCCUUGACAAAUAACUCAAAAAAUUUUUUCCACCAUAACAGUAUUUGCAUGGGCAAAGCAUGUGGAAUCCUACCCCUCAUCAAAGGAACAAGGAGCACCCAUCAACAAAACAUCCAUACACCUUAAUGUUGAGGAACCAAAUCACCUGCCUUCAAUUUCUAAAUGUGUUUUGAAAGAAACAACAAUACUGCCAGAAAAGACAACUAAAAUCUGUUAAAAGAUUUUUAUUUUAUUUUUUAAAAAGAGGUUUUCUUCAUCUCUCAGGCUUUGGCAGUAUAUGCCAAUGUUGUUGUAAUUGUCUUAAAAUACAUUCCUUCUCUGCAUUUGUGAACAUUGCCUGCCUACUCUAGAGUACGUGUAGGGUAAUGUUCAGAUGAUGUUUCUCUAAAGAAAUUAAGGGAGAAAAAUUGCAUGGGAAAAUGCUUGCUUCAGAAAAAGAGGAGCCACAUGUGUUUACUAGAGCUAGCAUCAUUUAAUAAAUUGAAUUGUAUCACACAUAUUUCAUCUCUGAAUAGGAGAUAGAGUUAAAUUACCAUUCAAUUUCAUUCUGUUUGGGACCCAACAAUCUUACUAUUUCCCAAGGUGCAAUUUUUUAUGUGUGCUCUAAUUUUUGCCAGGAACCCAAAUGGGGUUUCUUGAUAUUUUUGAAAGCUAAAUUUUAUAGUACACUGUAGCUGGAUUAUUACAGUGAGCUUUAAUAGAGACUGCCAUGUUUGAACCGCCCAGAGAGCUUCAGCUAUUGGGCAGUAUAAAAAUAUAACAAAUAAAUAAAUAAAUAAUGUUUGAUGUUUCUCUAAAGAGAUUAAGGAAUUUAUAUUUGUGUGUAAAAGUCAAAUUAAUUCUCUUAAAGAUGGGUAUAUUAUCACAGUAGGAUUACUUUAAAAUUACAAAAUACAAGAUGGAAGAGGGAUCAGUACUUUUUGUCCAGAUGUUGUGUGUUUUUCCAUUUUUAUCCAAAACAUUAAGACUCUCACCUCACUGCUAAAUGCAUUUCCAGGUAAGCAGUCUUAUACCCUUAAUUUGCCUGUACUCACAAGGAAGCAUAGCUCUUUUAUGAUUGCAAAAUCAUAACUUGGAGUAGGCAGUGAGAUUUUAUUUGUAUAUGGUUUGUGUGAGAAUAUGCUGCUAUCUUAUAAAUCAGUGGGGUAGCUCCUUACAUAUCCAAAGUAAUUGCUAUAAUGUUCAGGAGAGGCUCCCUCAAAUUAAUUCAAUCUGAAAUGGAAGUUGCUUGGUAUUUAAAGGUUUGCAUAAGCAUAUUAAUAAUUCUUAAGCUGUUGAAUAAAUCCACACUGGCCCUGUUAAAGCUCUACUGUAAGAAUAUACAAUAACAAUACACCAAGUUCAUUCAUAAUCCAAGCUCUAGUCCAUACCAUUGCAUGCCACCAUAUUUGCUUUAAUGAUAUGGAUGCAGGACAAAUUCUUGGUGUAUCAAACUCUACAUACUUCAGUUUGUACCAUAUUAUAAGUAUCUUCAGUUUGAAGACUCAAAAAGUAGGUUUAUUGCAAGUUUCAAUUCAAGUAAAUUGAUGGGGUCUCCAAUUGCUGCUCUUGAUUAACUAUAUUAAAGUACUAAUACUAAAAUGGUCUUUUAUACAAAGUAUUUCAAUAUUUAAUGCAGGGUUUGCAAGAAGAAACCAAUGGAGUUGAGGCAAGGAGAGUCUCAUUUUGAUUAUACAACCCACUCACUGGGUUGUAGCAAUGCUAGUCCUACUUAGACUAGAUCCAGUGAAAUGAAUGGGACUUGCGUUAGAUUAACAUUGGAUACCACCCUUUCUUAACCUAAAGAAUCCAUAACAAAAUCUGGGGCCUGUUUGCAGAGAAGUGGCCUGUUCAAAAGAAAUUGGCUGGCGUUACUAGUAUUUCUUUAAGAAUUCUAACAACAAGUCUUAAAUUAAAGAGAGAGAAAAGAAUUCUAAGAACUCAGUUUCGGGGCAUAAUCUUGUCAUUCAACAUUUGUGAAGAUUGUUUUUCUGCUGUGACUUACGCAAAUUAAAGUGUGUUUGUGUGUGUGUGUGUGUGUGUGUGUGUGUGUGUGUCCUUCUCUAUUCCAAAACCUCUGGCUGAAAUGCACAUGUCGACUCUUGACAUUUGUUUUGAAUGAUAAUUUGACUGAGUUCCAAAACCAGUUUCACAUUGUGAAAAUCAUUUACCCUAGCCCAGGCUGCUGAGAGAGAUUACUUUAACUAGCAUUAAAAAAAAAUAGGGAAAAGUUAAUAUGAUGUAGUUAACAAUUAAAAUGAUGGGUUAUAGGCUAGGGCUUUAUAAACCCAUUAAAUAAUCUGGCCCUGGUAAAAACAUCCUCAAUCUUCAUCUGAAAUAAUAAAUCAAGUACAGGGCCUGAGUACAGAUAUUCUCAAGUGUUCCUCAACCUUUCUGCAGACUACCUGAAUACAGCUCAGCGGUCUGUAGAUCACAGUUUAAGACCCUCUGAUCUGACCCAUUCAGAAGUCGUUAUGUAUCUGUAAAAUUAAAAAUGUGUUCAACUGCUCUGCACUCUUAAAGCAUUUAGAGGAGACUGGGAACUGUAACUAAGGCUGCAAUCCAAUACUCAUUUCCCCCAAUAGUAAGCCCCAAUGAACUCAAUGGGACUUCAUUCUUAUAGACAUGUAUAGGAUUGCCCUGUAAUGACAGUUUGCUGUUUUUGCCACCUUUUGACAUUCCACAUGAAUUCUUACGGAUUGAGGACCUUGAGUGAUAUAAUAUUUUUUGUCAUUAUCCAUUGACCAGUGUGCUUAAACUGUUUUCACGUAUGAUAUCCUGAGACUGCACUGAGAUUUUUAAAAAAAUGCAAACACAUUUAUUUUAGUGUGGAUGUUUGAAUGAAAUAAUUAUUAAUCUAAUCACGCUUUGGCAAAUAAACUUGAUUAAAAUGGUACUGAGGUAUAAUGAAGAAAGGGACCUUUCAGUAACCUCGCAUCAUAUCAAUCUUUGGUUCAAGUUCAGGCAAUGUACAAAAUAGUGUAAUAUUCUGUGUAAAAAUGCACUGUGUGGGUUAGUUUUAGGAGCUAGAGAUCGGUGAGAGGGUAAUGUGCUUGACCAAAGCAUGUUCUUUAAUAUAACAUAGCUAAAGGACAGGGUGGGCAGCUUAUAGCCCACUGUCUGCGUUAAGUCACUCAGACCUUACUCUGGUAGUACGUCUCCUUCAGAAAAAAUACCCCACGGGUGAAUUGCAGCAUGGGGCUUUGCAGGCUAGGAGGAAAAGGCCUUGUGUUGUUCUUCAGUGCUUGCCCCUAACUUAAUGAAUUAGUGAGGAAACUGCCCCAAAUCCUUCCCCCCUCCUUUGUUCUGAAUAGCUCUUGCUCAGAGGAUUGCCUCUGAUCACUAAUACCAUAGAAUAGUGUGCUGAAAGCUCACAGCUUUUCUUUCUUUUUUUCCUGUAGCGCCCAAUAGCCAAAGCUCUUUGGGCAGUUCACCAACAAAUUCACGUCAUGUUGUAAUCAAGACAAUAUAAACUUGAGUGAGUUAGAUGGUAAACCUGAGAUCAGUAUUAUGGAGGGCAGUAGCCUUUGAGCAAGGAUGAUAUUGAGGAGAGUUGGUCUUCUUUCUUUAGAAGGAGGUGCACUUCAGCACUCUUAGUGGAAAUGAGAGGGGUGUGUGAAUUUGUGUUUUAAUUGCCCAUAUUUUGCUGACUGUGAAUUAAAAGCUGAAAAUCCUUUAUGAGUGCACUGCAACCCCCCCUCCCCCAGAGGCACUGAAAAAUCGUACGAGUGAGUGGUAGCUGAAAAGAGCACAUUGUGUUACUGAUGUUGGAAGACUUAUUUUCAACAUCUGUUACAGGGAACAAAAUGCAGUUAUAUUGUCUUGCAACAGAACAUAUUGUCUGUAUUUUUGUUUUUUAAAAUCAAAUAAUAUAAGAGAUAAUUGUAAAACUGAAUAAUUGACUUUAAUGUCAGCUUUAUUUGAAAUAAAAGUGAAAACACUGUUUAAUAUCUAAUGUAAGUUAUGAAAUUAAAAUAUCUAUAUUCUUUAUGGCUAUGGUUUUGGAUUCAGACUUCCUCUCGUGGGGUGUUCCCUGCUGGAGGAGAGCAAUUUUCACUUGUUCCAUCCUUGCUUCUGCAACACCCUGUGUUUUCUGUAACGCGGCUCUAGACUGUUGGGGACUUAUUCCUGUGAUAAUAUAAACAUCUAAUGGUAACUUGGCUGAAGGGACAACCAUUGAAAUUGAAACAACCAAUUCUUAUUCCAGAGCUCAUCUCAUCUUUUCAAGAAGUGUAUUCUGACUUUGAAUGCAUAAUUAUUGUCAGUGAUAUUGGUAACCCCAGCUAAUAAUGUGUUACUUAAAAUGCCAGGAUUUGCUUUAAUAAAGGAGAAGGUUGCAGAAAGUCAAGGUUACA
Messenger RNA from Elgaria multicarinata webbii, 7380 nucleotides. It is a transcript of the gene RMDN3, whose product is annotated as regulator of microtubule dynamics 3. The record is from RefSeq and is a predicted model, not a curated record. NCBI's taxonomy places the organism in Eukaryota, Metazoa, Chordata, Lepidosauria, Squamata, Anguidae. The transcript is spliced from 13 exons. Gene Ontology annotation, cellular component: cytoplasm; mitochondrion; spindle microtubule. Gene Ontology annotation, molecular function: microtubule binding. The coding region runs from base 94 to 1512 and encodes 472 amino acids.